Messenger RNA from Linum tenue, 2588 nucleotides. The record is from the annotation of a GenBank genome assembly. NCBI's taxonomy places the organism in Eukaryota, Viridiplantae, Streptophyta, Magnoliopsida, Malpighiales, Linaceae.
UUUGUACUCUUUCCCUCUCCUUUGAAAUUUCCACUUCUAUUCUAUUCUAACUCCCCCAAUUGAAACCUUCACUUUGACAUUUCCGCACUCACCUCCUCUAACGGCUACUUUCCCUCCUCUCCGCGGCCUCCAUUUCUCUAUUCCCCCACCGACCUCUCCUCCAUCGCCACGACGGAGUAUUCCGAGCAGUUGUGAGUAUGCAGGACAUUUUCGGAUCAGUUAGGCGGUCGCUGGUGUUCAAAUCCACCACGACGACUUCAGUGGACGACGGCGGAGGAGGGUUCAGUGGAUUCGUGGAGAAGAUUGGCUCCAGCAUUCGGAAAUCGCGAAUCGGCCUCUUCACUAAGCCCUCCUUCCCUCCGGCGCUUCCUUCGCCCAGUGGUAGAAAGGGCGAUGCCGAUGCGCCUUCGAUACGAUGGAGGAAGGGGGAAUUGAUUGGUUGUGGUGCGUUUGGUAGGGUUUACAUGGGGAUGAAUCUCGAUUCCGGUGAGCUCCUCGCUGUUAAGCAGGUUUUGAUUGCUGCCAACAGUGCUUCCAAGGAGAAAACCCAGGCUCACAUUAGAGAGCUGGAAGAAGAAGUCAAGUUACUGAAGAACCUUUCCCAUCCCAACAUUGUGAGAUAUCUGGGAACUGUUAGAGAAGACGACUCACUGAAUAUCCUCUUAGAAUUUGUUCCCGGCGGGUCCAUUUCAUCCCUUUUGGGGAAAUUUGGUUCCUUUCCCGAGUCGGUGAUCAGAAUGUAUACAAAACAGCUGUUACUGGGACUUGCAUACCUUCACAACAAUGGUAUUAUGCAUAGGGACAUCAAGGGGGCGAACAUUCUUGUAGAUAACAAGGGUUGCAUUAAACUUGCCGACUUUGGAGCUUCCAAGAAAGUAGUUGAACUGGCUACUAUAAAUGGAGCCAAGUCGAUGAAGGGAACUCCAUAUUGGAUGGCACCGGAAGUUAUCCUCCAGACAGGACACAGCUUCUCGUUUACUUUGCCAUUUGAUUUCUUAGCUCUGCUGAUAUAUGGAGUGUUGGAUGUACGGUCAUCGAGAUGGCUACAGGAAAGCCCCCAUGGAGCCAGCAAUAUCAAGAGGGAACCAAACUUUAGAGCCACUGCAUCAGAUUUGCUGCUGCAUCCAUUUGUCACUGAGGAUUAUAACGAAUCUACUCCUCAACUCCGCAGUUCACUCAGGGAAUCAAGAAAUUUGAUGACGAGCACUAUGAACCUUAGGAACUCCAUAAACCCUUCAAUCAGAAGAUCGACCUGUGGAGGCUUAAAGGAUGUUGGUGACAUGGGUGGCAAUAUGAGGUCCUCAAUAAUAUAUCCUGAGAGCACAUCAGGAUCUGGUUCAUACUGGCAUGGCACUUCUAGUUUAGAUGAUGAUAUGUGCCAGAUAGAUGAUAAAGACGAUUUCAUGGUUGUUAGGACAUCGUCGAAGUUCAAGUCUGUCUUUUCUUCUACAGACUUAAACAAGAGUUUCAAUCCAAUGUGUGAGCCAACUGAUGAUUGGCCGACAAUGUCACAUGGAAGUUCAGAAAUGAGGAGAAGCGAACUCCGUUCUAGCCAAUUUAUCAAUGAGGUCGCCAGUAGCAGCCUUGGACUGUCUGGCAAGGAAGGGAAUGAGUUUGCAUUUCCUGGUGGCCCAUUGGGAACUGAGGAUGAUGAAGAACUUACAGAGUCGAAAAUCAGGGCCUUCUUGGAUGAAAAGGCUUUAGAUUUGAAGAAGCUUCAAACGCCUCUGUACAAGGAGUUCUACAGCACAUUGACUGCUAAUGAUCCUCCACCAAGAGUAGCCGGAAAGAAGAACUAUGAGAAUAUGAAGAAUUCUUCAAUCUCCAUAUUACCCCCGAAAAGCAAGUCUCCAAAACAGUUGCCACCGAGCAAAAGACUUUCUUCAGUUGUUGAUGCUCCGACUAGCAGUAGUCCUGGUAUGACUGCAAGUUACAGGGCAAAUGAUAACAGCAUCAUCCACUCUCGAGCUCUACAGGAAAUUCAAUCCCCUCAAAUCAGCGAGUGGAAAACGGGCAUCCUUAACGGGGAGCAGCAGGAACCAAUCACUCCAAGAGAUGCUACGUCAAGCUGGUGUGAGCCCGAAGACAUCUUCUCCAAAGGACCACGUUCUGAAUCGACAAAGAUCAGAAAGAAUGAGAUAUCCAUUCCCGGGCAAGUAGUAGCCUUUAUGCACAUUCUUCUCUCAAGAGGCCUGAAGGAAAAAAAGAACAAAAAGUGAUCUUUUUCUCCAUUCGUGGAGCACUGCUGCUCCUGCUUUUGUAUUUAGUAACCUCACAGAAAUGUUGGCCGACGGGGGUUUCGGUUGUCCUUGUCUGGUAAGAUAAUGGAAGCCACCACCUUUGUUGCAGAAGGCUGCACCAGGCUGCCUGCCUCAUUGUGUAGUUUCAGCACAGAAGAGCUGGCCGGGAGGGGUAAUAUUUGUAUGCAUAUUUUCUCUCUACCUUGUUGAGAUGGGAUCUGGAAAACCAUAUACAUAAUAUAAAUGAAGUUUUGGAGCUCAAUGAUCCUGUGUUUCAUAUUUUCAAGUCGAAUGUUCUCUACCCAUUUUACAGACUGGCCCAAUUUAGUGAUGCCCAUAUCAAGAAGU